This is a messenger RNA of Falco peregrinus (peregrine falcon), 3083 nucleotides long. RefSeq names its product solute carrier family 25 member 48 (gene SLC25A48). The record is from RefSeq and is a predicted model, not a curated record. Gene Ontology annotation, cellular component: mitochondrion. The coding region runs from base 359 to 1312 and encodes 317 amino acids. The transcript is spliced from 7 exons. Gene Ontology annotation, molecular function: transmembrane transporter activity. Gene Ontology annotation, biological process: transmembrane transport. Lineage: Eukaryota; Metazoa; Chordata; Aves; Falconiformes; Falconidae.
CGGGCGGCGGGGCUGCGCGGCCGGAGGGCGCCGCUUCGUGCAGGACCCCUGCCCAGAGGGGAGCCCCGCUCGGUGGGGACCCCUGCCCGGAGGGUACCGCUCCUUGGCGGGACCCUCCGCCCGGAGGGAUCCCCCUGCUCGGUGGGGACCCCCUGCCCGGAGGGGACCGCUUCGCAGAGAGACCCCCUGCCCGGAGGGGUUCCCCUGCCCGGAGGGAUUCCCCAGCCCAGCGGGGACCCCCGCUCAGUGAGGACCCUCAGCCCGGAGGGGAUCCCUGCCCGGUGGGGACCCCCAACACGGAGGGGAUCGCUGCCCAGUGGGGACCCCCAGCCGGGCGGGACGGGCUCGGCAGCGCAGCAUGGGCAGCCUCCAGCUGCAGGACUUCGCGGCGGGCUGGGUGGGCGGAGCUGCCAGCGUGGUCGUGGGCCACCCCUUGGACACAAUCAAGACUCGUUUGCAAGCUGGACACGGAUAUGGAAAUACACUCAACUGUGUUCUCACUGUGUACAGAAAUGAGUCUGUGGCUGGCUUCUUCAGAGGCAUGUCCUUCCCACUGGCCAGCAUCGCCGUCUACAGCUCCGUGGUGUUCGGUGUCUUCAGCAACACGCAACGGCUCCUCAGCCAGCUCCGCCACGGGGACCCGGCCCACGCACCGGCACUCACCGAUGUGGCCGUUGCCAGCGUGGUGGCAGGGUUCGUCUCUGUGGGCAUCGGCACUCCUGUGGACCUGGUAAAGAUAAGGCUACAGAUGCAAACGCAGCCAUACAGCAAAGCAAACGUUAACCCAAAGCCCACAGUUCCGGGAUUUCCUGUGUACCGAGGCCCAAUUCACUGUUUUAGGACAGUCCUACAGAAAGAGGGGAUAGCAGGAAUAUACCGAGGCAUGGGAGCUAUGCUUCUGAGGGAUGUUCCUGGGUACUGCCUCUAUUUCAUCCCUUACACAUUUUUCUGUGACUGGAUUACCCCUGAUGGAUGCAUUUCCCCUAAUCCCUCCUCCGUCUGGCUGGCAGGGGGUGUAGCAGGAGUCAUUUCCUGGGGGACUGCUACUCCAAUGGAUGUUGUGAAAAGUCGACUUCAGGCAGAUGGAGUUUAUUUAAACAAGUACAAAGGGACCCUUGACUGUAUCUUGCAGAGCUACCAGAACGAGGGCUUAAAAUGUUACCAAGAAGACCUGAAAGUCUCCUACUUCCCUGAGCCAGAUGAGCAGUGUGGUGUGGGCGAGGGCUCAGCUGCACUGACCGAUGCCGCCCGUCCUGCACCUACAGCAUCUGCUUUCUCUUCUGCCACGGACUUAGUCCCUGGAGGACUCUGACAACCGCACCAGCUCAAUCAAAUCCAAAGACCAUUUUCUUAUCAUAUCUGUCACUCUGUUGUGUAAGAGCACUUUAGUAGUCCCCAUGGAGGUGUUGGGCUUUUUCACUGACGACCUUCUUCCCACUGAGCCAAGAGAACAACUCAUUUCCCUUACCCACACAAGUGACAUCCCCAAAUCCAGCCCACCUGACAUUGGCCGAGGGAGCAGCUUUUGUACAACACUGUGUAUAAUGCUCAUCUUUUUGUAAGCAAGGAAGGAUGUGGGUGCACAGGUGCUUUUUGUGUUGCAGGAUCUGGAGUCCCACCAAAUCCUAGCUUGCUUUCAGGAUCAAAGAAAUGCAUGACUCCACCUGUAUGAAUGGAUACUUGUGUUUUACAUCACAGAACCCUCCAGUUUGCCACAAUUUAACACUCUGUCAUGAAAAAUUGCAAAGGGCUUCAUCUUCAAUUUGUCAUCCAAGGUAUAAAUUAAAUUGGGGAACAGAGGGAUGUUAAAUUUAGAGACUAAGCUGCUCUUUUUCUUCAGAAAACAAUAAACCCAGUCCACAUUUCACAUAGAUGGCUGCCUGUUAAUUUACCGAACUCGCCUUGUGUGGCCCUCCAGGGACCUGUUAGAGGUAUUUUGUUAGACCUUCUGAUCUCCCUGACAUGACAGUCCAGCUUGCCAACUACCAAAUCCUGCUGGCAUCACUUUGCAGCCUUGAGACACCAUCACCAAAGGGAGUCUUUUUAAGGGAUGCAGAGUUUAUCCCAAACUAUUCUCUAAAAUACACAGGCCAGCUUCAGACCUCCAGCUCUUUGCUGCAAUCCCACUGAGACAACCGGGGCAGACCCAGGUCUCUCUUUGGUCUACCUCAGCCUUUCAAUUAUUCCAAGAUCUUUUGCAUCAUGGUUAUUUCUGUUUAUGUUGUUAAAUAUCUAAAUGCUUUAUUUUCUAAGCAUGGAGCUUAUGAUGCCAAAAACCAAGAACACCCAGCUGUGCUGGGAUGAGAAGACUCUGGUGGCACUGGUAGGAAAGGCUGAGGGGUAACAGCCUCACAUGCAGAGGGACAUGCGGCAUGGGGAAUAGUCUGCGACAACACUGUCCUCUGGGAAAAGGAUGGUUCCCCUCAACCUUCCUUGGGAGAAGAGCUCUGGGAAAAAAGCCCAGCAAUGGAAACUUCAGCAGAUGACCUCAAUAAAUGUUUCUGAGGACAACCUGGAGCAGCUGAGAAGCUUUCCUCCAUUAAAAGGAGGAGAAGGAAAAAGAAACUCCUGUAUCCUCUUCCCUGGAUGAAUGGAGGAAUCAGCAACAAGACUUGAGGACCUCAGCAGAAAGUGCCUAAAUCUCGGGUCUGGAGCAGUACUCAGAAGUGGGGUCCCCAACCUUGGGCUCCUCUUCACUGGGGCCUGAAUUAAAACCAGAAAUGUGGCUUCCCCCAGAACUGGCCUUAAAAAGUGGGAGAAACAGCUGGCAUUGCUUCAUCUCAGGACUUGCAGGCAAGGAGGCUCACAGUACCUUUGAGCUUGGCACAAGCACAGAGAACUGGUUUUGAUAAACAUUACGGAUAAAAUUGAUGAGCCUUCACACAAGUAUUUGUUGCUGGCUGUAUCUAAGGAUUCAUCCUUUCCAUGCUACCUAUUUUAAUGCAUAUACGUAAAACAUGUUCUUUAGAUGCAUAAUAUCCUGUGUCUCCAGGGGUAAUACUAGGGGAGAAUGUUUUUUCAGUGCAAAUAAAUAGUGUUGCUUAUCUGCCUGCAUUAUAUAAAAUGGACCAUGAAUUAACUGA